This is a messenger RNA of Seriola dumerili (greater amberjack), 1182 nucleotides long. Its product is annotated as 1-acyl-sn-glycerol-3-phosphate acyltransferase delta-like. Gene Ontology annotation, cellular component: endomembrane system; mitochondrial outer membrane. The transcript has 8 exons. The coding region runs from base 2 to 1135 and encodes 377 amino acids. Lineage: Eukaryota; Metazoa; Chordata; Actinopteri; Carangiformes; Carangidae. Gene Ontology annotation, molecular function: 1-acylglycerol-3-phosphate O-acyltransferase activity. The record is from RefSeq and is a predicted model, not a curated record.
AAUGGGCGUCCUGCAGCUGCUGAAGUCCCAGUUCUUGUGUCACCUGAUGAUCUGCUACGUGUUCCUGGUCAGCGGCCUCAUCAUCAACCUGCUGCAGCUCUGUACUCUACCUCUGUGGCUGGUCAGUAAACAGCUGGCCCGCAGGAUCAACAUCAGACUGGCCUACUGUGUCAGUAGCCAGAUGGUAGCCGCCCUGGAGUGGUGGUCUGGGACAGAAUGCACGCUCUACACCGACCCAAAGAGUUAUCCACUGUAUGGAAAGGAGAAUGCAAUUGUGGUUCUCAAUCAUAGUUUUGAGAUAGACUUCCUGUGUGGCUGGACCUUCUGUGACAGAUUCGGUGUCCUGGGGAGCUCAAAAGCGUUAGCCAAGAAGGAGUUGGCGUAUGUGCCAAUCAUCGGUUGGAUGUGGUACUUCCUUGAGAUAGUUUUCUGCAAGAGGAAAUGGGAAGAAGACCGAAGGACAGUGGCACAGAGUCUUCAGAACCUGCGGGAUUACCCAGAAAACUACUGGUUCUUGCUUUACUGUGAAGGAACACGCUUCACACCAAAGAAGCACCAGGUCAGCAUGCAGGUGGCUGAGAGCAAAGGUCUGCCCAAACUGAAGUACCAUCUUCUGCCCAGGACCAAAGGAUUCUGGGUAACUGUCCAAAACCUCAGAGGAACUGCUGCGGCUGUUUAUGAUUCCACACUGAACUUCAGAAACAACGAAUCACCAACCUUGCUUGGAAUUCUUAAUGGGAAGAAAUAUCAUGCAGAUUUAUAUGUGAGGAGAAUCCCGCUAGAGAUGAUCCCAGAGGAUGAGGCAGAGUGCGCUGCUUGGCUCCACAAACUCUACCAGGAAAAGGAUAGCUUUCAGGAGCACUACACACAGACAGGGUGUUUCCCUGGCCCCACAGUGAGCCCUCCACGCCGACCCUGGUCCUUGAUCAACUGGUUAUUCUGGUGCUGCUUGCUGCUCUACCCUCUGGGCCUACUACUGGCUCAACUCUUCAGCUCUGGAUCGAUGCUCACCAUCUUAGCUUCUGUGGCUCUCUGCUCUGCAGCGUCACUGGGAGUUCGCUGGAUGAUUGGCCAGACUGAGAUUGACAGAAGCUCUAACUACGGGAAUAAGGAGGUUCCUCUAAACAAACACUAAGCAGUCCUGACCUUCACUGAUCUGAGAGCUGAGAGUAAUCACCUGUG